Molecule: messenger RNA, 1914 nt
Organism: Aegilops tauschii subsp. strangulata
Lineage: Eukaryota; Viridiplantae; Streptophyta; Magnoliopsida; Poales; Poaceae
Biological process (GO): cytokinesis by cell plate formation
Source: RefSeq, a predicted model, not a curated record
AUGGAUCGCAUGUCGUCGCGUCCGGCGAGCCCGGGCGGCGGCGGUGGUUACGUGCGGCGGGGCGCGUACGUCUCCAGCAGCGCGCACACGUCGCCGGGCGGGUCCCCGUCCGCGUCCCCGGUGCACACCCGCCACACGCGCUCGGGGUCGCUCGGCGGGGCCGGGUCCACCUCCUCCGCCGGUCGCCGGGGGGCGGGGGCCGCCGCCGCCGCGCGCGCCGCCGCGCAGCGCCUCGCGCGCGUCAUGGGCGGGCCCGGAGGAGAGGACGGCGGCAGCGGCAGCGAAGGCGAGGAGUGCGAACUCUCCGGCCCGCCCAUCGAGCUCUCCACCCCGCGCCGGCCCGGCAACCGCUCCCCCUCCCCCUCGAUAGGUCGUUACCUUGCGGAUCAGGCGCCGGUCAUUAGCCGGCCACCCUCGCUGACGAACCGGUAUGUGCCCGGGAAGUCGGUUCCGAUGAUACCAUCCAUCAAGCAAUCAAACCGGCCAGCGACAAGCGGAACAGGUUCGGAAUCAUCCGUCUCCGUCCCUAACCGAAGGGAGCAAAGGAGAUCAGUUGAUCUUGGAAGCUCGAUGAGAGGACGGCGCUCCUCUUCUUCUCUUAAUGAUGAGAUGAACACACUUCAAAUGGAAAAUGAUAGCAUGUACGAAAAGCUUGAAGAGGAUAGAUGCGAUGAAGCAGAUGUCAGACAGGCUGCUGGUAUGGGUGAUGCCAUAGAACCGGAGGUCAAUUUGAUUAGCAGAAAGGCUGCAGCACUAGAACAGAGAAGGGCUUCAAUGAGAAUUGCUUCAAGAAGGGGUAACAGUGCAAGCUGCGAUGAGAUUACAGCCCUUCGAUCAGAAGCGAAGGUUGCUGGUGAGAUGGCCACAUCUGUAUCUCGGCGUGUAGGUAUUGGAUCAGAACUGAGAUCUCUUCAUGCAACAUCCAACAGAACGAUCCUGUCACAAGAAGAAAUGGAGGAGGUGGUGCUAAAGAGGUGUUGGCUCGCCCGCUACUGGAAACUAUCUGUUAGACUUGGGAUACAUUCUGAUAUCGCUGCACAAAAACUAGAACACUGGUCCUCAGUUGCACCACUUGCACUUGAAGUCGUCCUAUCAAUUGGGCAAAAAGCUAGAGAUGGAACUUUAUCAGAUAAUGAUGUAAAUGAUACGGCUGGAGAUGGAAAUAUUGAGAGCAUGCUUUUAGUUGAGAAAGGACUUCGUGAAUUAGCUUCACUCAAGGUAGAAGAUGCAAUCAUGCUGGCUUUAGCAGAACAUCGACGAUACAGACCUCUCUCAGGUCCAGUUUUUCCUGCUGAUAGUUAUAGUUCUCCGGAGUCAACUGAGUUAAAUGAGGAUGAGCGAGAAGAUGUACGCUUCAAGCAGGCAUGGUUGACCUACUUUUGGAGGCGGGCCAAAAACCAUGAUGUAGAGGAAGAUAUAGCUGACGACCGGCUACAGUUUUGGAUAGAGCAAGGCAACCAUCCAGUUACUACAAGUGAUGUAGUUGAAGUCGAUAGAGGACUUCAUGAGCUGAAGAAACUGGGGAUCGAGUCUCAGCUGUGGGAAGCCACGAGGAGAGCUUUCGAUGAUGAAUCCAUUAAUCAUGGAAGUCCAUUUGGAUCUGAAGUUUAGCCAACACAUAAAUCAGAACGAGGCCUAGUGCCAAUUUUGCGCCGUCACAGGCCCUAGAGCCUUUAUGUUUUGUUUUGCAGUUUAUGGUUCUUCCACAAGUUCAUGUAAAUUUUCUGAUCAGAACUGGUGAUGAUUCUGUCUCCUAGGCCUUUUUCUUUCUUCCCAGCAACCUCGAUUAAAUCCUGUCAAAGCAAAAGUGAUUAAUUCAAGAUGUGUUGUCCACUAAUCGAGUAAUCUGCUGCAACAGGAUACAUACAUACAUACCACUCAUUGUGUUGAUGAGACACCCUGGGUCCUCGGGUC